AUGUGCCUCGAAGCGUUCCAGAGGUGGUUGACUUGGGCGGGCCUCCCGCACACCGUGAUGCUAGACAGAGGUACUCAUAACAGAGGAGCCUUUGUGAACUAUCUCACGGAGAAGUGGGUGAACAUCAGGUUCGCCGCAACCGAGUCGCCCCACAUGCUCGGUAAAACCGAGAGGCACGGAGGGCUCGCGAAGGCAGUCAUCCGAAAGGCCGUGGCAGGCGUGAACACCGUUGGACCUGAGGCAAUGCGAAGUGUGAUUCAAGAAGUCAUUGCAGUCAAAAAUAUGACUAUGAACGUGUCAGGUUGGGACGGCCACAGCUUCGGGAAGAUUACGAACUUGCUGCUUUUCGGCAUUGCCGUGGGCAUCGUGCUUGCGUUCAUCCUCGGCCCAGUGUCGCUGCUAGCCCUGGUCUUCUUCUCCUUGCGGGAGGUCUCGAUCUCUGUCGGCAAUUGGUCCUGCGAGCGCUUGGCCGAGGAGGACCCAGACACCGUUCCCCUGGCGCCUGCGACAUUGAAGGUUGACGAGCCUUCGAAAUGGUUGUGA
Molecule: messenger RNA, 543 nt
Organism: Symbiodinium natans
Lineage: Eukaryota; Dinophyceae; Suessiales; Symbiodiniaceae
Source: the annotation of a GenBank genome assembly